UACUUCUAUAAGAAGAAAACCAAAGUGAUGCAAUCUCUUAUUAUUAAACUAGCUACACUAGAAUUUUUGAGACAUUCUCUGAUAACUACUUCUGAAGGUAUCUCCACCAUGAAAGAGAAGAUGAUUAGUGCCUAAAACUACCGCAGAUGGCAGGCUUGCUACCAAUCAAAGUAAAUAGUAUGUAGUAAACUAUUGAUCAACUAAUAUUUUGAAGGGUUCAAGUGUUUAAUGAGUCAUCAACUCUAUUAUAGCCCUUUUACGUAUAAAAAGGCUUCUCUUUCUAAGCCUGUUAAAUCCUUUCCAUUCCUUAUGUCACAGUGCCUUAUUGGAUAACAAGCAUCAAUCCUCAUAGACUUGACUACGGCACACCAAAUUUAAGAUUGACUUCUUGUACCCAUUUUCUCUGCACUGCAUUAUUUUGCUUAAACAUUCCCCCCCUUAAAAUAAUUGUACUCCCCAUAAGCUGAAUUCUCCAUCUCUGUGUGUGAUGUAAGCAGAGAUUUGAUCUGGGAAACAAUUAUCCAUACACUGUUAUUUUCCCAUGUUGCAUGCAUAUACAAGCAUCAUCAUGCAUAGUAGUAGCAGUCAGUAAAGUAUGAAUGAACACAUCAGAGAACCUAGCUCUUGCAUACACAUUCAUUCAUGACAUCAUAUAUGAAUGUGAUGUUGCAUGAUAGAGGCAUGAUGUGCAUGACUUUCCAAUCAAAUGGAGCUUAGGGCACUUUGUCACACUUUUCGUCCUAUAAAAGACCUCCUCUCCAAGAGCCUCACUCCCCCUUCUAAAUUAAACCAACAGAUUAUGUACUACACCUAAAAUCUCAUCAGCACCUGACCUUUAAUUCAGUUCUUCUUCCACUAAAAGAUUUAAGAAGCCAGCCAUGCAGCCAACUGAGGCUACAGGGCUCCAUUACCUAGUUCCUUCUGGUUCAUUAUCAUCUCCCUACCCACCUCAUUUUAGCAUGACGAGUACUACUACUCCAAACAACCCAGCCAGUGCUUUUUGGUUCAACCGAUUUUCCGCAGCUCCAUUAUACAAUAAUUACCAAUUCCCUUCCCACUUAGUUCCUCAAGAAGUUAGUAACAACAACAAUCCCCAGCAACCAUGUUCCUUCAGCAGUAACUCAACCUCUGACGAAGCUGAUGAGCAGCAAUUAAGCCUCAUCAACGAGAGGAAACAGAGACGAAUGAUAUCCAACAGAGAAUCUGCACGCAGAUCACGUAUGCGUAAGCAGAAGCACCUGGAUGAGCUCUGGUCACAGGUGGUUUGGCUCAGAAAUGAGAAUCACAAACUUGUGGAUAAGUUGAAUCAUGUGUCAGAGUCCCAUGACAGAGUUUUGCAAGAGAAUGCUCAGCUCAAAGAGGAGACUUCUGAACUCCAUCAAAUGCUGAGUGACCUGCAGCUGCAUAGUCCUAAUUCUAACUAUCAUCCAUCCUUAAGAGACCAGCUAGAGGUCGAUGUUCCCUGCAACACAGCUUAUCUGAGAGCAGAGUCUUCAAACCAGCCCAUCACAACAAGUUCAAUGGAUUUGUUAGGCUAAAAUGAUGAAGAUCGAUCAACCAAUGGAGGAGAGAGAAUUUUUAUCAUUUUCCCAUUUUCCAUUUAUGGUGAUUCGCUUCUGUUUGUGUAGAAGUGAAUUAGCCUUCUAUGAGAUCCAUUUAGAAAAUUGGCAAUAACAUGUUUUGAGGAUUCUCAUUGAAUCCUUUCUCAAUAAAAAUGGCAAUCUCUUCGUUAGAUUAU
Molecule: messenger RNA, 1738 nt
Organism: Argentina anserina (silverweed cinquefoil)
Lineage: Eukaryota; Viridiplantae; Streptophyta; Magnoliopsida; Rosales; Rosaceae
Product: basic leucine zipper 43-like
Exons: 1
Coding region: 879-1538 (219 amino acids)
Biological process (GO): regulation of DNA-templated transcription
Molecular function (GO): DNA-binding transcription factor activity
Source: RefSeq, a predicted model, not a curated record